CUGCUGGAUUACUGAUUUUAGCUCAUCAGGCAACCAUAUUUAACACCGUCAUCCUUCAUUUCUGAUGUCUUCCUCCUCUGAGGCACCCCCCAGACCUGCCCUCCCACGGUCGACUUCCUUUCUAAGGUUGCCCCUUUACAGACAGCCCAGGCAGAUGGCGGGAAGCCGAGCGCCGGAAGUCGCCUCGCCGCAGGGCCCUCUGGGUGUGACUUGAGGCAUGCCGGGAGUUGUAGUUCGCGCGGGGCUCCCGGACCGCUCGAGCGGCCUUUCUGGGGUUCGUGGCGGAGGGUGUCCCCGGCGCGGCUGGCCCGGACAGUCUGAGGUGGAGAUUCUCCUGGUGGUUCUUCCCCGUCGUGGUGGGGCCGGGCCUCUCUCGUUGGUGAGUUGAGUCCACCUGGGCCUGCUGUAUUUAUUUCCUUAAGGUUGUUGCACUGAUUAAAGAUAUACAUGGGAAGCGCUCAGGAUUCCUGGUACCAGACCCACUUGGUCAGCACUCCACGCCUCUGCCACAGGAAAACUAAGAAGGAAGGAAUGGCCGUGGACCUGCUACCCGCUCAGGGGUCUGUAGCAUUCAGGGACGUGGCCGUGUUCUUCAGCCAGGAUGAGUGGUUGCACCUGGACUCUGCCCAGCGCCGCUUGUACCGGGAGGUGAUGCUGGAGAACUACAGCAACCUGCUGUCAGUUGGGAUUCUAUUUUCAACGCCAAAGGUCAUCUACCACUUGCAACGAGGAGAAGAUCCUAGUGUGGAGGAAAAGGAGGUCCCUCCAGACACCUGUCUGGAUUUCAAGACUUGUCCUAAAACAGAAGGUUGGCAUCCCAAAAAGAGUAAUUUUGUCAAAGAAACCUCUCAGGGAGUAUUAAAGAAAAAGCCCAUUGAUGAUGACCACCGGGAUGCCAACUUUGGAGGAGCUGUUAAAACUGAGAGUGAGACAGAACAGGGACAACAGAAGAAGUCACUGGGACAAAUGGAGGCCUCACCAGAGAAAACCCUCCAAGGGGAAGAAGGUCGUGCAAGUCUUUCCUUGGGGGAAGACUUACUUGUCAACACUGUUCUGGAUUCACAACAGCAUGCUACAGAAAGGGCACCGCAAACGCCUUACACCUUAGGGAAAGAUUUUAAACAGAAUUUCGAUCUCAUGAGAUGCUUCCCGGCUUACCCAGGAUCAAAACCUUAUAUGUGUAAUGAGUGUGGGAAGAGUUUCACCCAGAAUCUUCACCUGAUUGAGCACCAGCGCAUCCAUACAGGUGAGAAGCCCUACAAGUGCACCGAGUGUGAGAAAGCUUUCAGCCACAGGUCCUCCCUGCUUGCCCAUCAGAGGGUGCAUACUGGGGAGAAGCCCUACAAGUGCGGCGAGUGCCAGAAAGCCUUUGGUAGCAGCUCAACCCUUAUCAAACACCUGAGAGUCCACACUGGGGAGAAACCCUAUCGAUGUAGAGAGUGUGGCAAAGCUUUUAGCCAGUGUUCAACCCUCACUGUGCACCAGAGAAUCCAUACUGGAGAGAAGCUCUAUAAAUGUGGUGAAUGUGAGAAGGCCUUCAAUUGUAGAGCAAAACUGCAUCGACACCAGAGAAUUCAUACAGGUGAGAAACCCUACAAGUGUAGUGAGUGUGGGAAAGGUUACAGUCAGUUUACUUCCCUAGCUGAGCAUCAGAGACUGCAUAGCGGGGAACAGCUGUGUAAAUGCUUGGAAUGUGGGAGAACCUUCACACGGAUCUCAACCCUCAUCGAACAUCAGCGAAUCCAUACUGGACAGAAACCCUACCAGUGUAAUGAAUGUGGCAAAGCCUUCAACCAGUACUCCUCCUUUAAUGAACACCGGAAAAUUCAUACUGGGGAAAAACUUUAUACGUGUCAAGAAUGUGGGAAAGCCUUUGGCUGCAAAUCCAACCUUUAUAGGCACCAGAGAAUCCACACUGGUGAGAAGCCCUAUCAGUGCAAUCAGUGUGGGAAGGCCUUCAGCCAGUAUUCUUUCCUUACUGAACAUGAGAGAAUCCACACCGGAGAGAAGCUCUACAAGUGUCUGGAGUGUGGGAAGGCCUACAGUUACAGAUCAAACCUCUGCAGACACAAGAAAGUGCACACUAAGGAGAAGCUCUAUAAGUGGAAGGAGUACGGGGAGCCCUUCAUCUACAGUAGCUCCUCCCUUACUCAGAGAUUUCUCAAAGAAGAAAGUCCCUCCGAGGCCUAGUUCACCUCUGACCCUUGGAGAUUUCCUCACUGGAGGAUGGCUAGGAGAAUCAUGAAUAGGGCACAAAGCCUUAGUAGGUCAAGCCCUUUUUAUUUCUCCUGCGGGAAAUAU
Molecule: messenger RNA, 2301 nt
Organism: Ochotona princeps (American pika)
Lineage: Eukaryota; Metazoa; Chordata; Mammalia; Lagomorpha; Ochotonidae
Gene: ZNF354C
Product: zinc finger protein 354C
Exons: 6
Coding region: 448-2190 (580 amino acids)
Biological process (GO): regulation of DNA-templated transcription
Source: RefSeq, a predicted model, not a curated record